AUGUCGAAGUACAGUCUACGAAAUAUUCUCGAUGAAGAGCUGGUCAAUAAGAACAACGCCUGCACAAGGAUUGUCGUCAAUGCACUGGAUUUCUUUCUGUUCCCAGACCGUUUCCAAAACAUGUCACUUAAACCUCGUUUGUCUUUGGACAAAUGCGAACAUGUGGUGAUACUCACUGGUGGGGCAUGUAAAUCUGGUAACAAGAGGGACACCCAGUGUUUUGUUCCCUCCACCUUAUCAUGGGUAUCCCUACCCAUGAUGCCAUAUCCUCACAGUCACCAUGGUGUUGCAGUGUGUGGUGGACUGCUGUAUACAUUGGGAGGGAACAACUCAGGGCGAAUGUGUUGUUUUAACCCAAAACGAAACAAAUGGAGCUCGCUGGGUAGAACAUUAAUAGCUAUAGACUGUUCAGUCACGUGUUUUCAUGAAGAGCUGUAUGUAAUUGGUGGAGAGGGUUCUUGGCAAGAUGUUCAGAUAUACAAUCCAGUUCUUGAUACAUGGAGACAAGGGGCAUCGAUGGAAGCCUGCCGUGCUGCCCAUUGUUCAGUUUUGCUGCAAGAACUUAUUUAUGUAUUUGCUGGUCACGAUGGCAACAUCUGUCUAAACAGUGCAGAGUGCUACAAUCCAUUAACUGAUCAAUGGACGAAGAUUUCAAGUAUGUCUAAAGUCCGAAGGUUUGCUGCUGCUGCAACAGUUUUUGAGAAAAUUGUUAUUGUUGGUGGAUUUGGUGACAUGACAGUUACAACCAUAGAACCUUCUUGUGAAAUGUUUGAACCUAGUACAAAACAAUGGAGCCUGGUGUCUAGUCCACUUAACCCUCGUGCUGCGCAUGGUGUUGUAAGUAUAGAUGGCAUUGUGUACUUGUUUGGAGGAGAAGAUGAGAAUACGCGCAAAGGUGCUGUGGAAUGUUUUGAUUUGAAAAAUAAUGAAUGGAAGACAGUUGGCUUCAUGCCAAAAACUGUGCAGGCCUCAUUCUUUGGAACAUCAUUGCUAAAAUUGCAAAAAGAGUUUAUUCACUAA
Orbicella faveolata is the source of this 1020-nucleotide messenger RNA. RefSeq names its product kelch-like ECH-associated protein 1. Lineage: Eukaryota; Metazoa; Cnidaria; Anthozoa; Scleractinia; Merulinidae. The record is from RefSeq and is a predicted model, not a curated record.